GAGGAGUGCAAAAAUAAAAGGCCCUCAACAUUGCAAGUAGCCUAGAGGGAAGUGAGAAAGCAUCUAAAAAUGAAGGCUUUUCAGACCAUCUACAGACAGCUCAGAAGUUCAAAGGGGUUUUCUCUAGAACCAACCGCCCAUGUGGAUUUUUCCACUUCCUCUUACUUUUGUAGCCGGAAGAAAAAAGUGAACCCUUAUAAAGAAGUAGACCAGGAAAAGUACUCUGAUUUAGUACAAUCUGUCUUGUCAUCCAGAGGCCUUGCUCAGACUCCAGAAUCAUUGUUUGAGGAAGAUAAUUUACUCUAUGGACCUGUGAGUAAGUGUAAGCCCCAAAAGCAAGAUGAGGAAGCAAAAGCUCCACGAAACUGGUGUCCUCUCUUAAUUCCAGAGAGAAGCGUAAAACCAAAUGUAACAAGCACUCCUACAAUUCCUUUGAGAAUCCCUUUGCAAAGAAAUACCAUACCAAGUGUGACCAAGAUCCUUCAGCAGACCAUGACAUCAGAACAGAUUUUCUACUUGGAGAGGUGGAAACAGCGGAUGAUUCUGGAACUGGGAGAGGAUGGCUUUGCCGAAUAUUCUUCAAAUAUAUUUUUACAAGGGAAACGGUUCCAUAAAGCCUUGGAAAGCAUACUUGCACCCCAAGGGGACUUGAAAGAGAGAGAUGAGAAUCUCGAAUCUGGAUAUAUCGAAAGUGUCCAGCAUAUCCUGAAAGAUGUCAGUGGAGUGCGAGCUCUUGAAAGCGCUGUUCAGCAUGAGACCUUAAAGUAUGUAGGUCUACUGGACUGUGUGGCUGAAUAUCAGGGCAAGCUGUGUGUGAUUGAUUGGAAGACAUCAGAGAGACCGAAACCUUACAUUCGAAAUACAUUUGACAACCCGCUGCAGGUUGUGGCCUAUGUUGGUGCCAUAAAUAAUGAUGUCAACUAUAGCUUUCAGGUUCAGUGUGGCCUAACUGUGGUGGCCUACAAAGAUGGAUCCCCUGCCCACCCACAUUUCAUGGACACUGAGCUCUGUUCCCAGUACUGGGCCAAGUGGCUUCUUCGACUAGAAGAAUAUACAAAGAAGGAAAAGAACCAGAAUAUUCAGAAACCAGAUUAGGGGACAGAAUGAUAUCUGGGAACAUUCACUAGUUCCUCACAGUUUGGGAAGAUCUAUUGAUGUUUACGGUAGAGAUGCCACAGGAUCUGAGAGCUACAUAACCCAAGUGGAAGUAUUUGUUGAAAUGUAUUACAACUAAAAAGAUCAAAAAGUCAGAAAAGUUUAGAUUUUAAGGGUUGGACUUGAGCAC
This is a messenger RNA of Zalophus californianus (California sea lion), 1285 nucleotides long. RefSeq names its product mitochondrial genome maintenance exonuclease 1-like. Gene Ontology annotation, molecular function: single-stranded DNA exodeoxyribonuclease activity. Gene Ontology annotation, cellular component: mitochondrion. Gene Ontology annotation, biological process: mitochondrial DNA replication. The coding region runs from base 70 to 1095 and encodes 341 amino acids. The transcript has a single exon. The record is from RefSeq and is a predicted model, not a curated record. Lineage: Eukaryota; Metazoa; Chordata; Mammalia; Carnivora; Otariidae.